This is a messenger RNA of Schistocerca gregaria, 655 nucleotides long. RefSeq lists its product as uncharacterized. Bases 184 to 609 code for a protein of 141 amino acids. NCBI's taxonomy places the organism in Eukaryota, Metazoa, Arthropoda, Insecta, Orthoptera, Acrididae. The transcript has 2 exons. The record is from RefSeq and is a predicted model, not a curated record.
AAAAAUAAUGUUGUAGGUUUAAGUAAGAAAGUUGUAGAGUUACAAGAAGGUGUAGCCCAAAGAAAUUUUGUUAGCAAUUUUAAUUGUGUAUGGGGUGGCAUACCUUUAAAAUGCUUUCCAGGAGAUGGGAAAUUGCAUCCAGUUGAUUUUUUACAGCAUUGUCAGGAUAAUUUUAGUAAUGACAUGACAGAUAAUGUAAAAAUUAAAUUUGUUAAACGAUUUUUGGAUGGAGAAGCAAUCUCGUGGGCAAAUCAGAAUGUUAAUUCUACCAUGUCAUAUAAUGAAUUUGAAAGAAAGUUUUUAAAUAAGUUCUGGUCAGAUUCUGAGCAAGCUAGGAUUAAAAGUGAGUUUUUGAAUGGUCGAAUGUAUAGGGAAAGUGAUGGUAGCUUGAAGUGUUUUUGUGAAAGUCAGUUGAGGAAAUUAGUACACCUCGACAAACCUUUUGAUGAACUAAUACAAAUAGAUGCAUUAAAAAGAAGACUACCAAAAAGAGUACAGUGGGAGUUGAUUUAUGGACCAGAUGAUUCUGUAGAUCAGUUCUUGAGUGUAGAGACUGCCAGAAGCAGAGGGGCUGCAGACACAAGAUGGACAGCGCAUUGGGACGGAUGAUUGUGAGCUGCCAAUUCAUUAAGAUAUGCAACAUGCACCAGUGACU